AACACAUUCCCUCCCUUUUCACACUGUCCGCUCCUCUCCUCCGCCAUUACUACCAAAAGCAACUGCCAACUCCACAAUUCUCUUCCUCUGAUCCGCUCGCUCCUUUCUUCUUCUCCUUACCCGAUCACAUCUCUCUUCAAACUCGCCCGAUCCCGCAGCCGAUUCUGCUCGUUUCCACCUUCGCCUACUCGGAGAUCUUCGAAUUCAAUGGCGAUCCUUCCAAAGUCCUCCGUUGACGUUAUCCCCACCGAUGACCGUCUAGCGAAAAGGUUUUGGAUCAAGUUUCGUAGAGAAUCCAUGCUUUCUCUUUACUCGCCUUUCGCUCUUUCUUUGGCUUCCGGGUCUCUCAAGAUCGACACUUUUCGUCAUUAUAUUGCCGAAGAUGUACACUUUCUCAAAGCCUUUGCUCGUGCAUAUGAAUUGGCAGAAAACUGUGCUGAUGACGAUGAUGCAAAAUUAGCUAUCUCUGAGUUAAGGAAGGGUGUCUUACAGGAGCUAAAAAUGCAUAAUUCUUUUGUACAGGAGUGGGGUUCUGAUUGUGUUAAAGAGAGCCCUGUCAAUUCUGCAACUGUGAAGUAUACCGAGUUCUUGCUGGCAACAGCAUCUGGGAAAGUUGAAGGACUAAAAGCUCCAGGGACACUUGCCACUCCAUUUGAGAAAACCAAAAUUGCAGCUUACACUCUAGGGGCAAUGACACCUUGCAUGAGGCUGUAUGCCUUUUUGGGUAAGGAGUUUCAGGCACUUCUAGAAUCCAAUGAGCAUGACCACCCCUACAAAAAGUGGAUUGAGAAUUAUUCUUCUGAAAGUUUUCAGGCAUCCGCUCUGCAAACUGAAGACUUGCUGGACAAACUUAGUGUCCCUUUGACAGGCGAGGAACUAAACAUCAUCGAGAAACUUUAUCACCAAGCAAUGAAACUUGAAACGGAGUUCUUCUAUAGUCAACCGCUUACUCAGCCUACUAUUGCUCCUUUGACUAAGGAGCAUGACCCUGAACAAUAUCGUCUUAUUAUAUUUUCUGAUUUUGAUCUUACUUGCACGGUUGUUGAUUCAUCUGCCAUUUUGGCUGAGAUAGCAAUAGUAACAGCCCCAAAAUCUGAUCAGAACCAACCAACAGGUCAAAUUGGUAGGAUGUCGUCUGUUGAGCUGAGGAACACCUGGGGUCUACUUUCUGCACAAUACACAGAAGAGUAUGAACAAUGCAUAGAAAGCAUUUUGCCUUCUGAGAAAGUGGAGUUCAACUAUGAAGCUUUGCAUAAAGCACUUGAGCAACUCUCGGACUUUGAGAAAAGAGCAACUCUCGGACUUUGAGAAAAGAGCAAAUUCUAGGGUGAUUGAGUCAGGUGUGCUUAAGGGUCUAAACCUUGAAGACAUUAAACGAGCUGGUGAAAGACUGAUUCUUCAAGAUGGUUGCAUUACCUUCUUU
Messenger RNA from Hibiscus syriacus, 1423 nucleotides. RefSeq names its product bifunctional TH2 protein, mitochondrial-like. Lineage: Eukaryota; Viridiplantae; Streptophyta; Magnoliopsida; Malvales; Malvaceae. Gene Ontology annotation, cellular component: cytosol. The transcript has 5 exons. The record is from RefSeq and is a predicted model, not a curated record. Bases 208 to 1308 code for a protein of 366 amino acids.